AUGAAAGCUAAAGAAUGGUGUACACAGCUGGAGUUAAUACAACCUAUAAAAGUGUAUGGUAAAGUUCUUCCGUGUUUCGACGCCAUGAUAUGGAGCAUAAACGCAAUCAUAAUGAUUUAUAGACAACAAAAAAAUUUAGGUUUUAAAUAUCUUCUUACUAGCGGUUUAAACCAAGAUAUCAUAGAAAAUACUUUUUCAGUUUUUCGACAGCGUGAAGGUUUCAAUAGAAACCCGACUGCUCGAACCUUUAAAACAUCAUUUCGGUUUCAAGCAAAACAUAAUCUCAUGAAAGCCACUGAGUCAUCAAAUUGUGAAAAUGAUUUUGAUUACAAUUUAUUUGAUCCUGGUUCACAGAACGCAACGAUUUCUACACCUAACACAGAUACAGAUACUUUAGUUGAAUCAGUUUCAGACUCAUUUGUAUCUUCGGAAGAGGAGGGUGAUUUCAAUCAAUGUCUCAAUAAUAAAGAAGAACAAAUAACAUUAGAAACCUGUUCAAAUACAUAG
This is a messenger RNA of Macrosiphum euphorbiae (potato aphid), 507 nucleotides long. The record is from the annotation of a GenBank genome assembly. NCBI's taxonomy places the organism in Eukaryota, Metazoa, Arthropoda, Insecta, Hemiptera, Aphididae.